GCCGCUUGAGCCAAUGAGAAGGCACGAUGUUGACGGGGUUCGAAGAUGGCUGCUGAGCCGCUGCUUCCUGGUCGGCUGAGCGAGGAGAGGCCGGGCAGCCUGGAGCGCGGCAUGCUCGUGGGUGCACUUGCCGUUUCGGGGAAAGCGACUUCGGCUAAUGGGAGUGAAGCUAGACUUUCGGCGUCCCGGCUGGCGUUCCGGUGGGGAUUCUGACGCGGCUUGAGAUUCGAAGGUGGCAGGGCCCCCAAACACCCAGAGUCACGGAGUUCCAGGUUGUCAGCGGGAAGAGGUGUACCUUUUUAGAGCUACCCUGUCGCAGUCUUGAACUUCGUACAUUUAAGAAACUUUCAAGCUAGGAAAAUACCAUAUUGAGAACAGUUUUGGAUACCAUAUCAAGCAGUAGAUAAAAGCAAUUUUGAAAAAGUUCAAAAAGCCAUGAAAACUGGAUAGCUGCCUGGAACCUGAUAAGGAAAAGCAUAACUCCUAAGAAAAGAUGUGGAGUGGGCUGUUACCUCCUGGGCUAAAUGAAAGUGAUGUUGAGUCAGACUCUGAAGAUGAAGCCACACUAGGGAAUCCAGGGCUUACGGAACUUAAUUUGCAGGAAGAUGGAAAGACUGACAGCAGUAGGAAGUCCAAGAUGUCAGAUUUCCCAGCAGGCAAGCCAAAAGCUGAAACAGAGACUGAUGCAAAUGCAUAUGAAAAAUGUCCUUCUGGAAUUCCCUUAAACAUGUGGAAUAAAUUUCAAGAAUUGCAUAAAAAACAUUCUGAACAGAAGAAUCCAAUGUCAAGAUUCAGACAGAAAAAAAGAAAACGCUCCAGAAAAGGCAAAUUGAAGAAUGAAAAAGAAUCUUACAGACUUAAUUCAUCUUGCAGUGAACAGUCCUCAAGUGAAACCCAAUGGAAAGAGCUUACUCAGUAUUUUGGAGCCAAUGAUAGAUUUGAACCACCAGUUAAGCAGAAAAAAGUUGAGAAGUCAGGCCUUGAAAAAAGGAUAGACCAGGCUGUGGAGGAGUGGGAUGUUGAGAAGGCUGAAGAGCUCAGCAACCAGCUAGCUACUCGAGAGCUUGGUGUAAAAAUUGCCAAAGCAAUUGCCUGCCACAAAUUUGUUAAAGCCAAAAAGGAGGCUGAAAACUCACAGGCUGCUCGAAAGAAGAAGAAACUGGCGUGGGGGUUUGAAGCAAAGAAGAGAUGGGAAACUAAAAGCAACAUGGGAUAUAUGUAGCAGGACAUUAUUGAUAGGCUGGCAUGCUUCACUCAUCAAAAAGAUUUUUUUCUGCUUAGGUUAAAAAUGUCAGAAAAUUGAUAAGGGUAGAAAAAGAUAAGCCUAAAACUUGGGAGCCGAUUAUAAACUCUUUGCGGUCUUUUUUCUAAGAAGUUUGUAAAGGAAAUGAACAUUUUUCUAUUUGUGACAUUUUUCUAUUUGUGUAAGAAAUUUUAAGCAUAUAUACAAGAAAAAAGGAUAAGGUUUUAUUUAUUUGUAUAAGCCUACAGUUUAAAAUCAAUUUUGUGUUUCACCUGUCUGGUCUAGUAUAGCCUGUGAGGUCCCUGUACUUCCUUAUCUGUUCUUAGCAUGACUGCAACUGUUUCUAGAAUUGAGUUUUUCAGAAUGGCUUUUGUUUAUAAUGGAUUAGUCAUAAACAGAAAAAUUCUCAAUUGUUACUGACUUUACAAAUGACUUUAAUUACUUUACUGAUAUAAGAAUGAUUAUUGAUUCUUUUUGGAGGCAGUAGAAUUAAUAUUUUGUAGUCACAUAGUAAAAGCAAUUGAUUAAUUUUUGUGUAAUGUCAGUGGAAAUAAUUAUAGUAAAAAGUGGACAUAGUGUAUCUGGAGAAUGAUUUAAAUUCAGCUUUGACUAGAAAAUGUCUUUCUAAAUAUCUCUCAACCAUGUAAUUCUUUAAAUUAUGAUUGUUCUUUGAAAAGGAAAUGGUCUGAUUGUGUUAGACAAAUAGUUGUAACUCAGGAUAUCAUAACUUUGGAUCAUCUAACAGCUCAUUUGUUUUUACCUCUUCUCCUGCUACUCCUUAACAGAUGGAAUGAAUUAAUGAGGCUAAAGAGAGAGCUAAUACCUGGGAAGUCAUUGUCCUUACAGUCCUAAUGGGAAGAGGCUUUGAAAAGUCAUUUGAUAACUGGCAAGACUAAAUGUGGACACUGUGAAAAAUUAGAUUAUAAUUACAUUACUUUUAGACUUAAAGCAGUAACAAUUUCAUUAACUUAUGGUGAUAUGUAAAUUUUCUUUAUAUAAAGAAUAAGUGAAUAAUUUGUUGCUCUUUAAGAGUCCAAAUGUUGUCAGGUGGUCAUGGUGAACAGAGGCAGUGGAUGGAUCUCUGUGAGAGCAGGACAGCCUGGUCUACAGAGUGAGUUCCA
Molecule: messenger RNA, 2364 nt
Organism: Onychomys torridus (southern grasshopper mouse)
Lineage: Eukaryota; Metazoa; Chordata; Mammalia; Rodentia; Cricetidae
Gene: Fam204a
Product: family with sequence similarity 204 member A
Exons: 10
Coding region: 494-1222 (242 amino acids)
Source: RefSeq, a predicted model, not a curated record